This is a messenger RNA of Lobosporangium transversale, 2540 nucleotides long. RefSeq names its product oligomeric golgi complex component, COG2-domain-containing protein. The transcript is spliced from 10 exons. Gene Ontology annotation, cellular component: membrane; COG complex. The coding region runs from base 14 to 2500 and encodes 828 amino acids. The record is from RefSeq and is a predicted model, not a curated record. NCBI's taxonomy places the organism in Eukaryota, Fungi, Mortierellomycota, Mortierellomycetes, Mortierellales, Mortierellaceae. Gene Ontology annotation, biological process: Golgi organization; intra-Golgi vesicle-mediated transport; protein transport.
CAGAAGUCAAGAGAUGGUAGCAUCCACAGGAGUAGCUGACAACAUCAGGAGCAGUCGCAACACUGCAGACCAGUUCCCUUUGAGUACACCUAUUACAACCAAUGGGAAUGCAGUAGCUAAGAAUAGUGGCAGCAGCAACCGUCCCCAGCAGAGCCAAGGCGCUUCAGCUUCUGGAAGUGAUUUUUCAUUGACUAUUGGCAUCGACCGAGCGGCACUCAUUGCUCCAGACUUUGACACUGACGAGUUUCUGUCCGCACGCCGACAUCUACCUCUUGAGGAACUCAAAUCUCAGCUCAUUUCUCAUAUGAAAGAGCUGAAAACAGAGCUCAUUGAGUUAAUCAACAGUGACUAUGCUGAUUUUAUUAAUCUUUCAACCAAUCUCAAUGGCGUGGAUCGUAUGAUGGAGGACCUUCGGAAACCGCUAGAUCGAAUGAAAGGAGAUACUAUCAUUGUUAGAUCUAACUUUCAAUCAGUAAUCGAUAGUUUACAGCAAAAACUUCAGCAUCGUACUGAGAUUCGGGAGAGAAAAGCUAGUCUUCAAUUAUUGGUCAAUAUAUCUGAAUCUGUUGCUAAAGUUGAAGGACUUUUGCAGAUCUCGAGCACCUCUGAAGGCAGUGUAGUACUUAGAGAUGGCAGCGGAAGUCCUAGCGAUAGCAUAAGUGUGGCAAAGCGCUUGGAACGUGUAGCAAUCGAGUAUAAUAAGCUGCAAUAUCUUGUUAGCAAAGGAGCCGACCUACCUUUUGUUACUAGUAUCGAUUGGCGUUUAGCCAGGAUCAAAGAGACUAUGAGUGAAAAUCUCUCGACUGUCUUGCGUUCAUGCAUUAAGUCUAGCCAUCGAGACGAAGGAGGGAUGUUGAUCAAAAAUGAAUCGAUGUCGCAGUGCCUCAGAACUUAUGCAUUGAUUGAUCAGACGGCAGAGGCUGAGAAAGUCAUUACUGAAGAGCUUCUUGUCCCAUUCAUUAGCAAGACCAUCACUCGGGCAGCUCUCACGGAUUCGUCACGUAACCAACAUGCCAAGUCUGGUCAAAAUCAGCAGAGACCACUUACUAUAAUAUACAAUCAAAUUCUCACUUUUAUUGACUCUCACUGCAGCACCUUACUUUAUAUCACGCAAAAGGAGCUCAAAGGGACAAAUUUUGACAUUCCUGUCAAUUGCAUAUGGGGCAUCACUACUCAGUCUAUUCUUAAAAAUAUCCCUCAGAUCCUAUUGCCUGGGAUACCAGAUGAAUUUCAUCGUAACUAUACAGAUACUAUGGACUUUGUCUCAAAAAUCGAAGAGUUGUGUGGGACCCACAAAUCACUAGCACGGCUAAGGUCACAAGCUAAUUAUCAGGCAUUCAUGAAGCGGUGGCAGCUUCCAGCAUACUUCCAGCUUCGGUUUCGAGAAAUAUCUUUACCGGUAGAGGAUGUGCUCCAAAUGACAGCUGAUAACAGUCAGCGGUAUUCCAGUAACAAUGUACAUCUUCCGGCAAGCGUUGCUAUUAUUCAUGCCAUCGAGCGAUGCUGGUCUUCGAAUGUGUUUAUCUACGGAAUAGCACAUAGAUUCUGGAGAUUUACUUUGCAACUUUUGGCAAGAUACUCCAUAUGGAUAUCUAUUAAUCUAGCCAAGGACCUUGACACACCGAAGGAUAAACCGGUUCAGUCAAGAUCAUCAUCGCCAGCUCCUGGGUCAGGUGGUAGCACGAGCUGGCAGCAAACUCGCACAAUGCCCUCUGCAGGGGGGCUUCUUCGACCUCCAAGCUCUGCUAGCCGAGCAUCUCUUGAAGAAACAACGCUACAGCAACUUUCCAUGAUUGUCAAUGACAUUGACCAUGUAGUUACUCGUGUCAGGGGGAUUUUUGAUCAGGAUAUUCGACCAAAAUUACCAGUCUCAAUCGCGGAUGAACCGACCUUAACGGCAUCCUUUAAUCAAAGCUUAGAAGCUAUUCGGCGUGAUGUACCCACAGUACAACAGCGGAUCACAGAUCUCAUUACAAGGCACUGCGUUGAUACAUUAGCUAGUGUUAAAAGUAUCAAUGUCCGAGCAAGUGAAGGGGUUCCUCGUGAGCCUUCUCAAUUUGUCCCAUUGGUUUUGGCACCGCUUUCAAGAUAUAUUUCAGGAUCUGGCGCAGUCCUUAAUAACAAAUCUAGAGAUGCAUGGGCUAAAGAGGUUAUUGUCACCACUACGAACCAAUAUAGCGCCAUUUUAGCAGAGCGCUUGCUUGAUAUUAAGCUCUCAGAGGAAGCAACCAACAAACUGAAGGCAGCAGCUAAAUCCCGAGGGGGUAUUAUGUCAAGAACACCAGUAUUGCCCAAUAUCUUUUCAACGAGCACAUCCGAAGCUGACCCUAAUAUGUCUACAAGCGAUAAACUGAGAUUACAAUUUGUAUUGGAUGUGGAAUGUUAUCGAAACGAGCUGAUAAAGUUUGAUAUCGACCCACAAACGUUUCAGCCCUUUCUAGACCUUCGAGCCAAUGUACAGCCCUAUGAAAGUUUACUCAAAAAUUCUAGUAAACAGUAGAUUAUAAAUAAUAAACAGGAGCUGAAAUAUGAUACAGCAU